GGUUACAAUGACCCCAACAAAUCCCGAAUCCGCAGCUUCUCGCUGAGUCGACGGUCCCGCCGUUGCUGUCUGCGUCGCUCGCGUAGGAAGCCGCUGGAAUCCCUUUGCAUUGCUGCUUGUUUCUGCUGGCAUUGAGCCACCAUGGCGAUCCUCCACCACGCUGUUACCACUUCCUCUGCUGUAGUUGCGUCUUCUUCUUCCUCGGCGCCCAAGGGGGCGAAGGAUUCUGUUAAGAAGCCCACUAGCUCGCAAGUGGGUUCUGAAUCUGUUCCUGUCGUCCUCCGCCCUGCGUCUGCUCUUGCUGCGUCUCUUGUCGCGUUUGCCUCACCCGCGGCUUUGGCUGUGAACUAUGACGAUUUUGUCACUAGGGCUUCCUCUUCUGUUACGUCUGCUGCCUACUCCGUCCCUGAGCUCUCCUUCCCCGAGUUGCCCUCCGUCGACCUGGGUGGUGCCACCGAUUUCGUCAGUGCCAAUCCCUUGGCGGUCGUGGCUGGGCUUGUAGCUGUCACUGCCCCUUUCAUCGCGUCUGGGGCAUUGGCGGGUCCUGGUGCGUCAUCCAGUUCUGUAUCAGCUAUUGAAGCUUAUGCUAAGCUGUCUGAUCCCGAGCUGAAUGCUCAACUUCUGGAUAUUCGUGCACUCGAGGACGUGAAAGCCGAGGGGAGUCCCAACCUUAAGUCCAUUAACAAGUCAGUCUUGAAGGUGUCCUAUGCUGCGGGCGAUAGUGCAUUUGUGGAAAAAGUGCUCGCGAAGUGCAAAGCUGCUGAGGACACUACUCUCUACGUUUUGGACAGGUUCGACGGAAGCUCCGCAACUGUCGCCAAGCUUCUUUCCAACAGUGGAUUUAAGAGCGCGUAUGCAAUCAAAGGUGGUGCAGAAGGUUCGAAUGGAUGGAAUGAGAAGGACUUACCGUGGGCAACUCCUUCCAAAGCUCUCAAACUCGACCUUGGCAACCUGAAGAACUUGGUCGGGAAUGUCGAAGGAGUAGAUGUCGAUUCAGCUAGGUUGGUGCCAACGACGCUGGGAAUUGCAGCAGCAGCUGGUGUUGGUCUCGUCAUUUUAUCCGAGGCAGAGACAACCCUUCAGCUGCUCGGAACGGUUGCACUGGUGCAGUUGUUUGUCAAGAAGUUCCUCUAUUCCGAGGAUAGGAAGAAAACAAUCGAAGACUUGAAGUCUUUUCUGAAUACUAAGAUUGCACCCAAGGAUUUAAUUGAUGAUGUCAAGGAAGUCGGAAGAGUCCUCCUCCCUAAGGGUUCUGAGGUCAAAGCAGCUACUCAAACUGGAGAGGAAGUUUUAAAGGAAAAACUGGACGUAGAGUCGGUUACACCUGAAGCAUUGGCAGAAAAAGCUAAAGAUAAGAUCGGAGAGAUGGUAGACAAGGCUGAAGAAAAAAUUGAAGUGGAAGCAGAGAAGCGUGGAGUAGAACUUCCAGAUCUCAAAGCAGCUAUUCAGACUGGAGAGGAAGCAUUGAAGGAAAAACUGGAAGUAGAGUCGGUUACACCCGAAGCAUUGGCAGAGAAAGCUAAAUCAUCUGUUCAAACUGGAGAGGAAGUUUUAAAGGAAAAACUGGACGUAGAGUCGGUUACACCCGAAGCAUUGGCAGAGAAAGCUGAAGAUAAGAUUGGAGGGGUGGUAGACAAGGCUGAAGAAAAAAUUGAAGUGGAAGCAGAGAAGCGUGGAGUGGAACUUCCAGAUCUCGAGGGAGUCAAAUCUGAUCUUCAAUCCAAUUUUGAACCAUCUGAGAAAGAGGUGGAAGAAUCUAGUAACGGUUCUGCAACCCCUGCUUUGGGUGCUACACCUGCUGCUGCACCUCUUCCCGUUCUUCAAGAGCCCCCAAACCUUACGCCCAAGGCCGAGCAAGAACCCAUAGUUGAAACUCCUGCGGAAGAGCCUAGUACAAACACGGAAACCAAACCAUUUUUCGAAAGCGACGCAGAUGUCAAACCUGCCAGCCCGUUCGAACCAGUUGCGUCAGUUAUCUCUAGUGCCGAUGAUUCGGAAGCUGCAGCGGCCGAUCAAGAACCCGUAGUUGAAACUCUUGUGGCAGAGCCUAGUACGAACACGGAAACCAAACCUCUCCUCGAAAGCGAUGCAGAUGUCAAACUGGCCGGCCCAUCCAAACUGGUGGCGUCAGCUGUCUCUAGUGCCGAUGAUUCGGAAUCUGCAGCGGCCGCAUUUGAAGGUGAUGAACCACCAGCUUAUGAAGAACCGGGUUCUAGUGAAGGUAUUACUGCUAAAGAGUUGGAGGUAUCUGCCUCUUCUCGCGCUGGCGACUCAUCCAGUUGAAAAAUCAAGGCCCACAGCUCCGCCUAUGUCAUCAGGACCAUGAUUAAUCAGUGAUGUUACACAAACUCCCUGAUUUCUGUACUUAAAGUGCUCAGCCAUUCAUGGACGGUGGACGUACUCAUCACUAAUGUGACAAAGCAUAUUUAAUUUUGUAGCGGAAAAGUUUUAAGGUGGAUCAACUUACCAAUGCAGUAUUGUUACAACUCUACAGCAGCAUCUAGAAACCUUGAGAUAGGAUCGUUGUUGGUACAGAUAGUGGUCGAGUUGGAUUGUAGCGGUUGAUUAGAUGAGGUAAACAUUGAGCUGCUGUGUAUUUGUACUCGACACUCUUUGUGAGCCCCUUAGUGAAAGUAUCAUGCCUGUAUAGUUUAUGUACAGUCAAUAUGAUGCCCGUGUCUGUGGCCCGUGUUACGCAGACCCCUGUAAAGUCCAGAUCUCAUUUGAAUAAUUACUGUUCGGUCAUCUUCAAAAUCUCAAAGAA
Physcomitrium patens is the source of this 2764-nucleotide messenger RNA. RefSeq lists its product as uncharacterized. Lineage: Eukaryota; Viridiplantae; Streptophyta; Bryopsida; Funariales; Funariaceae. The record is from RefSeq and is a predicted model, not a curated record.